AUACUAGCCCAUUAAAAUUAGGAGAGAGUGUGGACUCAAUUCUUUUUUCUGUUUUCUAGUUUUGUGUUGUCUUCAGCUGAAAUUUGUGGUGUUUACUGUUUACUGAUUAUUUGAGUUUCAGCUAUGGUGAUAGUGCUGAGAUCUCUUCUCACUCUCAUGCUCUCCACUCUCAUUUUCUCACACAUUUCAGAGGUUUCAUCAACAACUAUAACACUAUACAACAAAUGCACACAUCCAGUAUGGCCAGGGAUCCAACCAAGUGCAGGAAAGCCACUCUUAGCUCGUGGUGGCUUUAAGCUGCCACCCAACAAGGCCUACUCACUCAAGCUCCCACCCCUUUGGUCCGGUCGUUUCUGGGGUCGACAUGGUUGCUCAUUCGACGGAUCUGGCCGCGGGCGUUGUGCUACAGGGGACUGCGGCGGUGCCCUUUUCUGUAAUGGAAUUGGGGGUACACCACCAGCUACAUUGGCAGAAAUAACUCUAGGAAAUGACCAAGAUUUCUAUGAUGUUAGCCUUGUGGACGGUUACAAUCUUGCAAUGUCCAUUACCCCAUUUAAAGGGUCAGGUAAAUGUAGCUAUGCAGGUUGUGUUAGUGACUUAAACUUGAUGUGUCCAGUUGGGUUACAGGUGAGGUCCAAAGAUAAUAGAAGAGUGGUGGCUUGUAAAAGUGCCUGUUCUGCUUUCAAUUCCCCAAGAUAUUGCUGUACAGGGAAGUUUGGGAAUCCUCAAUCCUGCAAGCCAACAGCUUAUUCAAAGAUAUUCAAGGCAGCUUGUCCUAAAGCUUACUCUUACGCUUAUGAUGACCCAACCAGCAUUGCUACUUGUACUCGUGGUAACUAUUUGGUCACUUUCUGCCCUCAUCACCGUUGAUUAUGGUGGGAUGUUUGUUUGUCAUUUUAGUAGUUAAUUUGAUUUCGGUCUUAGUUAAUUAGUGAAGUUCAAAAUAUUUAAUUACUUGGGUUCUGUGCCUGUAGUGGACUGCUGUCACUUGUUUCUUAUAGAGAUAAUUAUUAUAUUUUAUGAUUAUCAUAUAUGCUAUUUCAUGUUA
This is a messenger RNA of Ricinus communis (castor bean), 1048 nucleotides long. Its product is annotated as thaumatin-like protein. Gene Ontology annotation, cellular component: extracellular region. The record is from RefSeq and is a predicted model, not a curated record. NCBI's taxonomy places the organism in Eukaryota, Viridiplantae, Streptophyta, Magnoliopsida, Malpighiales, Euphorbiaceae. The transcript has 2 exons. Gene Ontology annotation, biological process: defense response. Bases 124 to 870 code for a protein of 248 amino acids.